AUGUUCAUUCCCAGAUCGACCCAUAUUCGUACCCAAACGCAUACUCGCUGUGUGACGUCCCUGCAGAACCCGGUCAAACGAAGUUCCAGUCCGUUCGAUGAUGGUUUACCUUUACCUGCAUUGAUAGCUAUACCGGUUUUCGGCGUAGUGAUUUUCUUGAUGAUCUCAUUCUUUGUAUAUCGGUGUGUGAGAUAUGGAAGGAUCAAGCAUGCUUUUAAUAAGCAAAAUACCAUUCCCAAGAUAGAUUUGAAUCAACAACCUUCAAGAGGGUUCGAUAUUGAUGAACAUACCAUUACACCUUUCCCACCUCAGCCUUCGAACCCUUCUAACAAUUACUUGACACUUGGUCCGGGUAAUCAGGCUCACCGAUCACCGUUAUCCUCGUUGACACUUCAACCUAUGAUCGAAUCUCACCUACCGAUGCGCCAACAUCAACAUAAUCAUUCCAGAACACCAUCGCAAGAAGCUCUAUUACGCCAUAAUGCGGAGAAUGAUGGAGGAGAUGUUCCGCCUCCUGCUUAUGCUCAACUUUCAUUACAUGGUCAGGUACAACAGAGAUAG
Kwoniella mangroviensis CBS 8507 is the source of this 561-nucleotide messenger RNA. RefSeq lists its product as uncharacterized. The record is from RefSeq and is a predicted model, not a curated record. The coding region runs from base 1 to 561 and encodes 186 amino acids. NCBI's taxonomy places the organism in Eukaryota, Fungi, Basidiomycota, Tremellomycetes, Tremellales, Cryptococcaceae. The transcript is spliced from 3 exons.